AUGGUUGAAGAUCUGAGAAGGCUUGAAAAUGCGCUGAAAAAGAUACGGAUAGACUUUCCUGAGCUCCUGCAGGAGAACUAUGUGCCGGGCCCGGUCAUACAGAACGUGUACGCGUCCGAGAAGGCGUAUGAGGACUUUGAAGACACACACCAAAUGCUUUCCAGCGGGAUAGAGCCGCUGAUCGAGAGCAACAUAGACCCGCUGAAGGACUCUGCGGUUCGGUACUACACCGUCCACAAGAAAAUCAUAGCUGCGUUUGAAGACGUCUCCGAGGCAGAGAGCCAUCUGUCUGCUCUUAUAUCUGCAGUCAAGUCUGGAAGCAUUGCUCGACACAUAGAUCAGCUGAAGGCGAGCCAGGUAAAGUACGAGCGGAGCGUCGAAGAGUCGGCCAUAAAGCAGGCGCUUGCCGUGGACACGCUUACAAUCAAGGACAUAUACGCAGGCAGGCUCAGCGCCAUAAUGGAAAACUUGCAGUACGUAACCGAGAAAAGCGCCAGACUAGAAAUAAAAUACCACACAGAAAACGCUUUAUGGAAAACCAAGAAGGAAAUCGAGGCCAGAAUAAAGGCCGCUUUGGCAGGAAAGCUCUCUCUGCCCUCAAUGGAUAUUAAGGUGCUGGAAAUAAUCGCAGGCUGUUCGCUGGUCGCCGUGCACGAAGCGGUGAACAGCUGCACAAUAGAGAUAGUAAACAAAGCCUCUGCAGAGCUGAGAGCGUCGAUAGAAAAAAAGAGCAUGUUCACAAAGGAAGACGAAAUCCAGGCAGUUUCUCGGGCGCUGCAGCAGUUCACAGAAGAAAUUUCGGGCCUUCUGCACAGCAUCCAGGACAUCUUGCUGAAGAGAGGCCAGUCUGAAGAGAAGCUGGCAGGCAAGUAUCGCUACAACCCGGAGCUGUACGAAAAGAUCGCUCUGGACAAAGCGGUGCCGCACGGAUCCAUACAUGUAGAGCUCCCCUUGUACGACACGUCUGCAAGAGAGAAGGAUCUUUUUGAGAGCGUUGCCGAGUGGAUCAGGAGGUUUUUUAAGCGGCUUUCCGGGGGAAGCGAGCACACGUCGGGCGAUAUCCUGGGGUACAAAAUAGAAAACAUCAACCGGUCAGAAACAGCAAACCUGAUGUACAGAGAGCUCUUCCAGAACAAGUAUGGGCAGAUCGCGGUGGCUGACGAAAGCAUAAGAGCAGCAGCUCCGGUGAUGAAUGUGUACUCGGUUACGUCAGAAGAGUCCAUACUUAUCAUGCAUGGAGCCGCCAUGGAGAUUUCUUCUGUUUUCCGGAGCAUACUUUCAAGCAUCCUUCCGGCGCACCUUCGCCUGGCCGAGAAAGUGAACGACCUUGAGCUGGGUAAAUGCUUCCAAAAGAAAAAAGACGCGCUUCUGGCGCAGAUAAAACGGGCCUCUGAGAAGGCGACCACAGACCACACGUCCUCGUUUCUGCACACGUAUUGCAAGAGCAUGCAGAAGGUGCUUUUGGACUUAGAGAGCCUAGCCUCCAUCCAAAUAUGCGGGAUUAGGCAAGAAGUAGUAGCGGCUCAAGAAGACGUUCUGAGCAGCAUGCUGCCCUCCUUGGAGAGCAUUUUUCGGUAUGUCUCUCGGUGCGGCGAGUCUUUUGGCCUAGACAUCCAGUACUACCGAGAAGAGGCUGUUUUCCAGGAAAUCGCCAGAUGGAACAGCCCCGAAAAAGAGACAGGCGUGCUGGGGCCGUCGAUAUUCACUGGAUACACAGGAAAAAAGUUUUGCGCUGUCUCGGAGCUCAUUUCGCUGCCGGAAAGAGCGCUGGGGAUCAUAUCUCGGCUUAAGGAGCAGGCCAGAGGCAAAGAAAGCGCCCAGGGCCGGGCUGGAGAUGCACCGGAGAGCCGGGCUAGAGCUUUGCAGAAAAAAGCCGCAGGCCUGGCCAACAAAAUGUUUGGGCACUUUAUGUCACAUCUGCUUUCGCUCGCCAAAGUGACUAUUGACCAGCUGCUUGUGAAAGGAACCAUCCUAGACAGAAAGCUUGAGCACCUUUUGUCGUACGACACUAGGUUUGCAGACCGAGCGAGAAGCAUGCUUCAGCUGUAUGUGACCACGCAGCUCAUAGUGCAGGUUGAGAAGUGCGGAUCGUACUCUACGCACUUUCCGUUCAAGCAGGCUAUAUGCAGCCUGCAGCAAAGCCUGGAGCCCCAGGGCAGUGACCCCUUUCGAAGCAACUUCAAGUAUUUGCCGCAGUGCAUUUUCUAUAUUGUGCCGUACCUCCAGCGAAAAGACAGGCUCUUUGCAGCAGGCCUUCUAGAGAUGUACCGAGAAAACGAGCUUGUAGUGAACAAGAUAAUGUGCUUGCUCAAAAGCAGCGAGUGGAGUGUAAGCGCAAAAGCGGGCAGAAAGCUGGCACGCUAA
Molecule: messenger RNA, 2364 nt
Organism: Nematocida major
Lineage: Eukaryota; Fungi; Microsporidia
Exons: 1
Coding region: 1-2364 (787 amino acids)
Source: RefSeq, a predicted model, not a curated record